Messenger RNA from Syngnathoides biaculeatus (alligator pipefish), 4574 nucleotides. RefSeq names its product solute carrier family 45 member 2 (gene slc45a2). Gene Ontology annotation, molecular function: sucrose:proton symporter activity. The coding region runs from base 2283 to 3965 and encodes 560 amino acids. Gene Ontology annotation, cellular component: membrane. The record is from RefSeq and is a predicted model, not a curated record. The transcript is spliced from 8 exons. Lineage: Eukaryota; Metazoa; Chordata; Actinopteri; Syngnathiformes; Syngnathidae.
CCGUGAUGAAGGGUCAUCGCUAAGGCUUUUUAGGGGGGCUGAAAUGCCCCUAAAACUUUUCAUAGUACCUCACCCCCCCCACACACACACACACACAAGUACAAAUUAUUUGGUAGUAGUAGGUGUUUAUUGUAAGCUUUUGUCUUAACCUCCCUAAAAGUGAACUUAAUAAAUAGUGCUUUCCCAAAAGUUGGCAAUAAGAUAUUCAAAAUGUCCGACUAAGCUUCUUCUUCUUUUCCUUUCGGCUUGUCUCGAUUAGGGGUCGCCACAGCGUGCCAUCUUUUUCCAUCUAAGCCUAUCUCGUGAAUUUUCCUCACGAACACCCACAGCCUACAUGUCCUCCCUCACCACAUCCAUCAAUCCUUUCUUUGGUCUUCCUCUUGCCUUCUCUUCCUUGACAGCUCUAUCCUUACCAUCCUUCUCCCAAUAUACUCACUCUCUCGCCUCUGGACUUGUCCAAACCAUCGAAGUCUGCUCUCUCGAACCUUGUCUCCGAAACAUCCAACUUUAGCGGUCCCUCUAAUGAGCUCAUUUCUAAUCCUAUCCAACCUGCUCACUCCGAGCGAGAACCUCCACAUCUUCAUUUCUGCUACCUCCAGUUCCGCUUUCUGUUGUCUCUUCAGUGCCACCGUCUGUAAUCCGUACAUCAUGGCCGGCCUCACCGCUGUUUUAUAGACUUUGCCCUUCAUCCUAGCAGAGACCUUUCCGUCACAUGGAACACAAUAUCAUCUGCGAACAUCGCGGUCCAAGUGGAUUCCAGUCUAACCUCAUCUGUCAACCUAUCCAUAACUACCGCAAACAGGAAGGGGCUCAGCUCGGAUCCCUGAUGCAGUCCCACCUCCACCUUAAAUUCUUCUGACACACGUACGGCACAUCUCACCGCUGUUCGGCUUUCCUCACAGAUGUCCUGUACUAUUCUAACAUAAUUGUCCGCCACACCGGACUUACGCAUGCAGUACCACAGUUCCUCUCUUGGUACUUCUGUCAAAGGCUUUCUCGAGGUCUACAAAAACACAAUGUAGCUCCUUUUGGCCUUCUCCGUACUUUUCCACGAGCAUCCUCAAGGCAAAUAAUGCACAUGUGGUACUCUUUCUAGGCAUGAAACCAUACUGUUGUUCGCAGAUACUUCUGUGAGCGAUGUCCUGUUUAAACGUGAUAAAACAUUAAACAUUAAUGAUAGUGUUGAGGGGUGUGGUGGCAUCUCUGAAAAAGGCAUAAUAAUUUUUUUUUUUAAUAUUAGUUACAAAACCUCAAUCAAAAUUAACUAUCAUGACUUUGUGACAUUCUAAGGAAUUUUACGAUUGCGUUCUCAUGAUCCGCCCCAGGUCUUAACUUUGACAACAAUCAUCCUCAAGCGAAGAAAGGAGCAGAAAGUAUGAAAAUUCUUCACUUUCGAAUCUUUGACCGCCUCUCGUUUCGUUAAUUUUUUUUUUUCAUCAUCUUCCGCUUCGUUGUAUCCGCAUUUCUCCGGUUUGAGGCGUUCUCUGUUUCCAGCAGAUGUCAACUUUAACAUUGCAAAACAAUCAUAUAUUGUUGUGUCAUAUUUGCAUAUUAGACGUGACCUUUUUGCGGGGCCUUCAUAUGUUUGGGAAUGUUUCUUUUUUUAAAUUUCAGCAUUUCUUGCCACUUUUGUGACACUUCAAUGAAAGGUUGCGAGCAUGACAUCCUGCUGCUUCCUGCAUUUACCUCGAUGGAGGCAUGUCCGCGCUUGCGGCUGAUGUUUGGGGACUUCGCCACAAGUAUAACGACGAUGUUGGCUUUUCGGUCACGUUGGCGUUAUUACCUAUGAAAUUGCUUUUUUUGCGGGGGGACCAGCUCUGCCAAGGCUUUGGAAGAUGGUAAGUGGCUUCAAAAGUUUGGGAAAGGCUGUUUUAAAAAGUCGAAUCCCUCCAUUUCUUGACAUGCAGUACGGUAUUUGUAACAUUGUGACUUCCUGGCAUCGGAUCAGCGUUUGUUGGGAUUUUAUGAAUACCGCCUCACAUACUCUCAUGCAUGUGAGGCAGCAAACGUUCCCGUGAGCAGCCCCAGGUCUUCGCUUUACCCAAUGAGGGGAAGGGACCCUUUGAUAAUCUCGUAAAUACAACGAACGUCUCUCCUCCUCUCCCUUUCCCUCCCUUCCCGGAGCACAAGUCAGCGCUUUCCAGACGGGCCGGCAAGGACUCACAUGAGGGCUAAAGCUGUGGGGAACUUGCACUCGGCUAUGCAGUAGUAGAGAGGAUUUAGCAUCAAUGCAAGGAGCGGCUCUUUCGACUUUUUAGUCCACCGAUACUUCCCCUCCAAACAUGACCCUUUUAUCCGAGGACCAGUCCGCCAGGCCCCAGCCUUGCCGGGUGCCCGAGCCCGCCAAAUGCGCGGGUUCCUCGUACCGGGAUUCAAAGAACUUGAGCGGCUCCAAAGACUACUUCGUGGACAGCGCGGAGGGCUCCGUCUUCGGGGCAGCGGAGCCCCCCAAGCGCUCGCUGGGCCGCCUGAUCCUCCACGGUCUGGUCAUGUUCGGAAGGGAAUUCUGCUACGCGGUGGAGGGGGCGUUCGUCACGCCCGUGCUGCUCAGCGUGGGCCUGCCGCGCAGCAUGUACAGCCUGGUGUGGCUGAUCAGCCCCAUCCUGGGCUUCCUGCUCCAACCCGUCAUCGGCUCGGCCAGCGACCACUGCCGCUCGCCGUGGGGGCGCCGGAGGCCCUACAUCCUGACACUGGGCCUCCUCAUGCUGGUGGGCCUCACCCUCUUCCUCAACGGCGAUCUGGUCAUCUCGGCUUUGAUCGCCGACAGGUCGGCGCGGCAGACGUGGGCGAUCGCGGUGGUGAUGCUUGGCGUGGUGCUGUUUGACUUUGCCGCCGACUUCAUCGACGGGCCCAUCAAGGCCUACCUGUUCGACGUGUGCUCCUACCAGGACAAGGAGCGAGGCCUUCACUACCAUGCCCUGCUCACGGGUCUGGGCGGAGCGUUCGGCUACCUGGUGGGCGCGAUGGACUGGGGUCACACCGUCCUGGGCCAGCUGCUGGGCUCCGAGUACCAGGUCAUCUACUUCUUCUCGGCGCUCACCUGGAGCGUCUUCCUCACCGUGCACCUCUUCAGCAUUCCCGAGCAGCCCCUGGACAAGGUGGCGGCCCGAGGACCCUCGGCCCUCAGCGCCUUGAGGCAGCUGGUGUCCCAGCGGAACAGCUACGGAACCCUCGGCAAAGAAGCCAAGGACCCUCCGCUGCUGCCCGUACCGGACAUCAGGACGAGGUCCUUCUCCGCUCUUGGGGAGGCCAAACAGCCCAACAAGGAGGCCCGUGAGAGGAUGACGCUGAAGUCGCUGCUGAAAGCCAUCAUCAGCAUGCCCAACCACUACCGCUUCCUUUGCAUCAGUCACCUGCUGGGGUGGACGGCGUUCCUCUGCAACAUGCUCUUCUUCACCGACUUCAUGGGACAGAUCGUCUACAAAGGGAACCCGUACGCCGAGCACAACUCCACGGCCUACGUCACGUACGAGCGCGGCGUGGAAAUUGGCUGCUGGGGCUUAUGCAUCAACGCCGUGUCUUCAGCUCUUUUCUCCUACGUGCAGCGCUCCCUGCUGCCCUACUUGGGCCUGAAGGGUUUGUACUUCAUGGGCUACUUCGUGUUCGGCCUCGGCACCGGCCUCAUCGGCCUUUUCCCGAACGUCAUCGCCACCCUUGUCCUGUGUAGCGUCUUUGGCGUCAUGUCCAGCACGCUCUACACCAUCCCGUUCAACCUCAUCGCAGAGUACCAGCGCGAGGAGGAGGAGGAAAUGAAUCGUCGUGGCGGCGGCGAGGCGGCGCGGGGGACGGGCGUAGACUGCGCAGCCCUCACCUGCAUGGUGCAGCUGGCCCAGAUCCUGGUGGGGGCCGGCCUGGGCACCCUGGUCAACGCGGUGGGCAGCGUGGUGGUGGUGGUCCUCUCCGCCUCCACCGUGUCCCUGCUGGGCUGCGUCUUCAUCGCGCUCUUCAUCAGAUACGUGGAAUGAGGCCCGCUAUCUGGCAUGCUUAUCAGAGCUGCAGCAGACAACACCCCUGGUAAAGAAACUCAGCAUUCCGCAGGCCCGGCGGUGACACGCGCGGGUCACCUGGAAUUAGGUCAGCGCUCAUUGUGUAGCAAGGAGGUCACCGAUUAAUCCUUUAUCAAAUCAACGUGGAUUUUUGUUCCUUUGGUGUAAGUAUACAUUGAAAUCAGACCCAAAUAGGAUCAAUAAUUUGUUGUUACUCUUAUUUACACCCUGGACGUGUUGCCAGCCAAUCACGUGACACAUGUGGACAAUGGACCUUUCCGACCUGUCAAUCACUCGUACAAUAAUAGCCAAUCAGAUAGCCGCAUUGUCCUAACCCCCUGGCUUGACACGCCCCUCUCGCCGUAUUGUCCCACAAGCAAUGCUGGUUGUCACUAGUGUGCGCUUGGAAAAGUUAAUGUUACGAAGAAACUGGUCCUUAGAACGUGCAAUUCUGAUGAAAGAUAUCCUGCUAGGUUACAAGGUGAUUAAUUUUCCAAAGUCUUAAAACACAGUUGACGAAGUGUCUACGAUGGAGUAAGAGCGCACGUACAACUAAAUGUGGACAAUAUCAACAAACACAAGGCUGCA